Messenger RNA from Rotaria socialis, 927 nucleotides. NCBI's taxonomy places the organism in Eukaryota, Metazoa, Rotifera, Eurotatoria, Philodinida, Philodinidae. The record is from the annotation of a GenBank genome assembly.
AUGACUGUUCUAAGGAAAUCUUCUUUUGAAACAUUACCCGUCGAGAUUGUUCAUCGAAUCUUCGAUUAUCUUCCUACUGAGACAAUUGUUUCUUCAAUUCGGUAUGUAUGCAAACGAUUUUAUUCCAUUAUUAGUGGAUACAAUAAUUAUGAGGUAGACUUUCGUUACAUGUCAAGAUCGGAUUUAUGCUCCAUGGCACGUAUUAUUGAUCCUAAAAAUAUCAUUUCAGUUACACUUUCAGAUGAAAUACAAACACCUGGUCAAAUUCGAUUAUUUCUUACCCAUUUUCAAAUUGAUCAAUUCAUUCGACUACGUUCAUUGACUCUUGUUAAAGCUAAUGCAACAAUGCCCUAUGUAUUUCCCAAUGUGACAGAACUUAAAAUAGUAAUUAAUGAAAAAUGGUCUGCAAGCUUGGGUAAACAUCUAUAUAAAAUUGUUACUCUAUGGAAUCUUGGAACAUUAUGGUUGGAUUUUCAAUGCGAAUGUAUGUCUACUGUAAAUCUAUCUGUCGAAAUGAAUACUCUACUGAAACUAGCAUCGAAUAUUCGUUCACUUCGAAUAAGCUGUAACAAAUCUGAGAGAAUGAAGAUGGUAACUUUUAAUGCUAUCUGUUUAACAUUACCUCAUCAUAUUAAACGUCUAGAUGCGGAUAUUAUGCAUGUGGCCGAUGCAAAAACGCUAUUGGAGCAAGCUCAACAUUUAAAAAGUGUCACAUUUCGAACAAUUGAUCCAUGGUAUUUUGCUCAUGAAAUUGAUUUAUGGCUCUGGCAGAUGAAAAGAAACACUGUUGUCUAUCAAGUAGAUGCGAUCAGAUUGAGACGUUAUGACGAUUUUGAGUCGAACAAUGCGAUCCAUUUGUGGCUUGGAAAGGACGUCAAUCAACAAUCCAGUAGUUCGCAUAGUCACAAACGUAUCAAGCUGUGCUAA